Messenger RNA from Colletes gigas, 5149 nucleotides. RefSeq names its product PHAF1 protein CG7083-like. Bases 1595 to 2869 code for a protein of 424 amino acids. The transcript is spliced from 8 exons. Gene Ontology annotation, biological process: Golgi to plasma membrane protein transport. The record is from RefSeq and is a predicted model, not a curated record. Gene Ontology annotation, cellular component: trans-Golgi network. NCBI's taxonomy places the organism in Eukaryota, Metazoa, Arthropoda, Insecta, Hymenoptera, Colletidae.
AAAAGAAACUCUAUGUCUGCAUCGUGUUUAUUACUCUGUCCUUCGGUGACAAACAACAGUGGCCCUUAGAUUUGUUGGACCAACUAAGGUUUUUCUUUAUACAGGGGAAGACCGUGUUUCUCAAUCAUCGAUUCGUUUUUGCUCAUUUAUUAUUUACAAUAAAUCCAACACAUACUCUCCCACGAAGCGCGUAUACAUGAAGAAGACUUUCAUGGCAAUAUUUUAUUUUAAUCGACAUGCAACCCCACUCUAAAAUCUUCCACAAUAAUGUUUCCAACAAAACUUGAUUACUAUGCAUUCAUUUCAAAAUUCUACUAUACAAAAUAAAGCAACAUUUAUUUUCGUGAAUAAUGUAGGGUAUGAAAGUGUAGACAAUAAGGAACAUAUUUUUUCCACAAAAAUUGAAAUAUUAAUUCGUGUACAUUUCUACAAUUGUAUAAUACGAUGUAUUUUGAAGCAAUUAAGAUUUAUAGUAAAAUCUGGAUAUAUGUAAGUGAGAUAAGGACUCAAAAAUUGCAUGCUAGUGAUAAUGUAUUUAUUCCAAACAUGUAUCGAAUCGUAUGAAACAGAUUCGAAGCUUCAAAUCAUUGAAAAUGUUCGCAGUUUCGAACCUGGUAAACACUAUUUAAUUGUUUCGAAACUCACGAUGCCAGAGAUUACAAAGUUCGGAAAGUAUUGACCUAGCAUAAAGUUUGUAAACUAUUGACCCUAUGAAACCCUGAAAAGUAUUGUCCGACUCCAACCUCGCAAAAGUAUUGGCCGAUUCAAAACUUGAUCGAUUCUGAGAUCCAUAUGGAAUCGAUAACUUUUUGUAGUAAUUACAAUUACAAUUCAAGCUUUUUUAAUACUUUUCACGAUUUUUCAAGUAUUUGCGAUAAUCUGACAAAAAUAUAUUUUAGACAAAAGCUGAUCAGUUUUCGAUUAACUGUACAUUGCAAUAGAAAAAAGUUCAAAAUUUUUUUUACUUUUACUAUUGGCGGGGCCACCAUCAUUUUUUAAAAUGGCACUUUGUAUUUCUGACAAUUUCGUUAAAGGAGUGAUAAUAACUUGUGUUUAUGAUUAAGACUCGAAAUUACAUUCAAUUCAGGAAUCUUGACUAAAUUAACAUAAACGAUUUCGUGAAAAAGUUACAGCAAAUGUUCGAAUUGAAGUUCAUGUUUUUGUAGGCACAAUUCCGCUCUACGUAGUAAGUUGUUUGCAUUAGUUGCUCUUACGAACUGUCGACAAUUCAAACAUUGAUGCAAGGGCUGAUUUUCGCGCUGUUCACCUUGGCCGGCGGAGCCGUCUAUUUCGCGACAUCUUUGGAACGUGAAACGAAGUUUUUCGUCGAAAUACCAUGUUGACGAGUUGGUACAUAGCCGAUAGUUUCGUUUGCUUUUACGUAUUCUGCGGAACGUAUCAGCUGUUCGGUGACAGUUUGCCAGCCGUAGCAGAGUGUCGAGGUUUAUUGUUUGGGAAGCAAUAUGGCUAUCUGGUGAUUAGUAACAGUGCGAUACGCAGACAAAGAAGCAACGCAGUUCUCAUGAUCAUUGGAGACGCGUUGUACGUUCCGUUCUAGUUUAUUUAAGUAAAAAGCCAGGGAAAAAUCGGUAGAAUGUUGGAGCUGGAGGUAGUGCCCGAGAGAUCCCUCGGCUGCGAGCAGUGGGAAUUUAUUUUAGGUAUGCAUUUUUCUCAAUCAGUUUCGAUAAUACAAUCUCAAGUGGGCAUUAUAAGGGGAGUACAAGUACUUUAUAGCGAUAGUAAUCCUUUAGAUGUAGAUUUAGUAAUAAACUUACCUCACGACGGUGUACGGCUUAUAUUUGACCCAGUGGUGCAAAGGCUCAAAAUAAUUGAAAUUUAUAAUAUGAAAUUAGUCAAACUUAAAUACUGCGGUCUGCCGUUCAAUUCGCCGGAAGUUUUGCCAUCUAUUGAACAAAUUGAACACUCGUUUGGAGCAACUCAUCCUGGUGUUUACGAUAGCGACAAACAAGUGUUUGUUUUAAAUUUUCGUGGAUUGUCAUUUUAUUUUCCCAUUGACUCGAAGUUCCAACCUGGAUAUGCGCAUGGCUUAGGAUCAUUGCAAUUUCCAAAUGGGACCUCCCCCCUUGUAGCUAAAACAGCUAUAUACAUUGGUAAUAUGGCUAGCGGAAGUGGAACAGACGAGCAUAACUUGAAAGCACCUCCACCACCUUUACCGCUCGUCUGCUAUCACAACAAUUUGUAUUUAGAGAAGGUAGAUGUUAUGCGGGAUAAAGCGCGCACUCGAGGUCUGAGAUUGCAUCUUUUCACAGAAGGUAGCUCUGUAACUAGGGUAUUACUGGAGCCAAGGAAACGCUGCUUGACCAAAGAGGUGUUAUUUGGCGAUACUUGUGAAGAUGUGUUGAGCGCUUUGGGUGCACCAUCUCGGGUGUUUUUCAAAGCCGAGGACAAGAUGCGCAUUCAUAGUCCUCACGCGCACAAACGUGAUAAAAUAAGGCGAUCGGAUUUCUUCUAUAACUAUUUCACUUUAGGAUUGGACAUUUUAUUCGAUGCCAAAACCCAAUGUGUUAAGAAAUUUGUGUUACACACAAAUUACCCAGGGCAUUAUAAUUUUAAUAUGUAUCAUCGUUGCGAAUUCUCUUUAUCUUUACCACCUGAAAAUAAUUCCACUGAAUCGGGAAAACUCAUAGAUGUUUCCCCUUCUCCAGUUAUGAUCACUGCCUAUACAAAGUGGGAUAGAAUAAGCGAGCAGCUGAAGGCUAGUGCACGACCAGUGGUCUUGAAUCGUGCGUCUUCAACGAAUACUACAAAUCCAUUUGGAUGUACGUUUUGUUAUGGUAUACGCGAUGCGAUCGUUGAGGUCAUGGCAAAUCAACACAUUGCAAGUGUAACUUUAUACCGAGCUGCGUGACCUUGGUAAUUUACUAAUAUGGUGCAUUAUAAAACGCUUUCGAACGAGCAAACUGAGGAAUGGCAUUAGAAUGAUAAAAAAAAAAUAAAAAAAUGAGAAAGUUUUAAUGUUGGCAAUUGCAUAAUAACAUCUACUCGAAAAGACUAUGUGAUUAUAAACAGAAGUGUUAAGAGUAAUGCAUGUAAAACACCGACGGAGGUUUUUUUAACACUAAUGUAAUCUGAAAACGGAAGAAUGCUAGGUAAAAUAAUGUAUGAUUACUGAGGAGCAGCGUGGUGUGAGGCUCAUAAACCAAGCGAUAUCAUUUUGAAUAUCACAUAUUGUUGCUUGUAACAUUUUACAUUUUUCCUUGGAGUUAUCUAUCGAGGAAAUGAAACCGAAAAAAAACGAAAAAAUGAAAAACCCAAAAAGAAAUCAACUAAGGGGUACAACUGUCUGCAAUAUUCGAUAAUAUCAUAUUUACUAUACCGUUUUUAUCUUUUGGUUAUAAGUUUUAACUAUAGUUAAACAAAAAAAAAAAAAAAAAUAAUGGUUUUGUGUGAGCAAUCAAUACUACAAUAUCUGAGCUCUGUAAAAAAAAAAGGGGGAAGUAGUUCCAGAGGAUAAUACAAAUUUUGAUAGCUGAUGAUAAAUCUACAGUGAUUAUAAUAAUAACGAUUAAUAAUCGUAAAAUAUAAUAAUGUGCUUAGUGCAAGUAAUAAAAAGAUAUCUAACUUUCGUAAAGCAAAAUUUUGUAACCCGUGUUUCGAGUAACAAAUAAUGAAAAUAAACGAAUGGAGCAAAAAUAACGUUUGAAUAUAGAUAUCACACAUCAUAAUACGCACGAUAUGCGUAUGAACGGUAUUACCCAUUCAGUCUGUAUAGAAUUAAACGUAAAAAUGUGAGUUAUAGUAUCUUAAAUAUACCUUAUGUUAAUUUCUUAACAAACAUAGUAAUGAAUUCUCUCUUGAAAAAAGUGUUGGGACGAUGUAAACGUCUGUAGAGGAUAAAGUAUGUUUGUCUGUACAAGAGUAAUUAAACAGAUGGCCUGCUUUUUACACUCCCAUCUAUUAAACUCUGAACAUUGUGAUAUGCCAGAUCAUAAGGCCCAUUAAUUGUAUUGGUUACUUGUUUGCAUUAACACAAAAAAAAAAAACGAUGUUUAGUUAAUAAUUUACUUUCUUAUAUUUCUCUCUGUGCCGUUACGUAAUAUUGCGGUAUAAAUAUAUUCGCAAAACCCGAUUAGUCGUUAAUGUUUUAUUAUAUAAAUGUAACAUUGAAUUCCUCUAUAAAUCUGCUGGAAAGCAGCUACUCACGGAAAGUUUCUUUCUCUACAAAUCUGAAUUCACUUCGAUGUUAAAUUGCACAAUCGUAUACCCUAUUCCGAACUGUUCUCAUUAAUUAUAGGGUAUAAAAAAAAAAUAUGUUUUAUGUAUCGUAUAAACUUCGAUAGUUGAUAAAUUACAAUGAUUGUAAGAUCUGUAACGAAUAAUAAUCGUAAAAUAUAAUAACGAUGACCGUUGAAUGGACAUGUGAAGUAUGAACGAUAAUUGCUUUAAUUAACACUUUUAUCUGCACAGCCUUGCGAUAGUUUUAUUUUCCUAUUCGAUCGAUUAGGGAAAUUUGACAUCUACGUUCACGAAAAAAUUUUUUACAAAUUCUAACGCUUUUAUUGGGUACAAAUCAUUCUUUAUUUCGAAUUCGAAUGCAAACUGAUCUCAUUGCGUCAAGACUCGCGAUUCGAAAACGAAAUAAGGGAAUAAACGGUGAUCGAAAAAAGUGUUAAUUGAUGCGUAAUUGUAGAAAAUUGGGAGACGCAGACGGCGCUUCGCAAUUAGAAAAUUGCGCCUGUCCUUGUUUCUCAAAAUCCUAUUUCGAUGGAAUACCUCCUAUUUUGUGAUGCUACGGUAAACUGAUUUUGCGUGAAAAUUAUUUUAAAGUAAAUAUAUAGAGCAUAGAAUCUUUCGAGGAAAUUUCACCAAAUUGUGUUAUAUCGUGUUUUUCUUCGUAUUUUUCAUUAUGAUUGAUGUAACAAAAAAAUGGAUCAAAAAGAAAACUUAAAUUAUUAAGUUAGUGAAACGAUAAGGGAUUAUAUUCUCUAUAUAAUUAUUUCUAAUAAUACUCACCGACAAAACUCUAUUUAAUUUAUACGAAAAAAAUAGUUUUGUAUCGAAUGGAUUAUAAAAUCGUGUAAAACAAUUUUCUAUAAAUCAUUUCUUUCGCAGCUCUGACUUCAAUAAUCCUCGUGAAAAAUUUUAUUAUCUGAUUGGCGAGAUUACUCGCGGUUGAUUGAAACGAUAU